Messenger RNA from Lutzomyia longipalpis, 1284 nucleotides. It is a transcript of the gene Pex12, whose product is annotated as peroxisome assembly protein 12. Gene Ontology annotation, molecular function: protein binding; ubiquitin-protein transferase activity; zinc ion binding. The transcript is spliced from 2 exons. Bases 48 to 1001 code for a protein of 317 amino acids. Lineage: Eukaryota; Metazoa; Arthropoda; Insecta; Diptera; Psychodidae. The record is from RefSeq and is a predicted model, not a curated record. Gene Ontology annotation, cellular component: peroxisomal importomer complex; peroxisomal membrane. Gene Ontology annotation, biological process: protein monoubiquitination; protein import into peroxisome matrix.
ACGGUUUGUCAGAUUGUUUAUCAGUGUUGUGUGCAAAAAAAUAUGCAAUGGCAGAGAAUUCCGCUCAUUUGGCAGCUAAUUUGCAGACUAAACCAUCCCUAUUUGAGGUAGUUGCUGCAGAAUCCCUCUCAGGAACAUUCUAUCCAGCAUUUAAGCGAAUAACUCAGUUCCUAGUUCUACGAAAUCCAGACAAAUUCGGCUUCCUGGAGCGAUAUUACGAUGAAAUAUUCCUCCUGGCCAAUGGAGUAAUACAGAAUUACUAUCUAAAGAAUCACGGUGGGACCCUGUCGGAAGUCUUCUACGGAUUGAGGCGAUUCUCAACAAGGACUAAUGAUUUCACCAGGAAGGAUCACAUAUUUGCCUUAUUUUGUUCUGUGAUACUGCCCUAUUUGAGGAUAAAGGCAGACAGGAUUGUGUCGAAAUGGAAGGAAGCCCUGAGAGAUGGUGCUCGUGUCCCACGGGCUGAUCUCAAGGAUUUCCUUAUUCGCAUCCAUGGGAUUUCCGUGGGAAUCCAUGAAUGCCUCAAAAUUGCUCAAUACAUUGCCUACCUGUCGAGCUACUCAACGUCCCACACACCACUCCUCAGGAUUGCCAAUCAAGGAUUGACGUACAUACAGGAAGAGGAGGGUGUUGAGUGGACUUGGAGGAACCUCCUUCGGGGACAACUUAAAUUGUCCACCGUGCUGAGCGAAGUAAUCCUAAAAGGUCUUGAAUUUUCUGCAUUCUUCAUCCAAUUCCUCCAAUGGUGGCAAACCGAAGCCCAACACACAGAUCUCACGAGUCUUCCAACGCCAGAUUUUCCAGUCAUUAAGCAGGAUUUCAACUAUCACGGAGUUUGUCCAGUUUGCCUGGGAAAGUGGACAAGACCUACAUGCUGCGCCAUUUCCGGAUACAUUUACUGCUACAAAUGCAUCGUAACUGCAAUUGAACGCACCGGGAUUUGUCCAGCUUCCAACUAUCCCAUCUCAAUUGAUGACAUCUUCCUCCUCUUUGACGAUUAGCGCCCGCUAAAUCUAAAGGAUCCUCUAAAUUUUACUAAAAGUAAUAAAACCACAAGAAUGCCUUCAAAUUGGACUCUGCGCUAAUUUAUUUUGAACUUCAAAUCUCCUCUUUAGGGAUGUUCUGAAAAUCAACAUUCACAUAAUAUCUACACAAGGUGUUUGAUAAAGAAUAUUGUUUUUUUUUUGCAUAUUUGUUAUUACAUUUAUGAAAUAUAUAAAAUAAUGUAAAAUAAGAGACAAAUUACAGAGAAAAAAAAACAUUAAAAAAACCAAAAAUCUUCAA